GCUGUCAGAAACAGCAAGCACAGACUUUGCUGAGUGAACGGUUUGCUCUCCUGUGAGCUGCAACACUCUCUCCUCACCCCAGUCCUUUACAAUGUUUUGUUUUUAAACCUGGACGUUGUAUGUGCAACUUCAGUUGCAAAAAGCUGCCUUGGGAUUCUGAAGAAAGUAUCACCGACUUCAAAGUAACAUUUGGAUGGCCACUUGGGAAGCUGUAGUGGCUACUGUAGUACUUUGAAGAUCUGUAGAGGGUGAGAAAAUAAGUAUUAUCUUUUCAGUGUUUCAUUACUUGUAAUUUUAAAAACCUCUAUGGACCUUGAUGAUGAGAAACCAGCAAAUUCCUACAAGUAGAGUAAAUGACUUAUGUUCAGAGAUAGGUGCUUCAUGCACAGGUCACAAAUUUCAUUAGUCAGUCAGUUCUCAGCAUCAAAUGAAAGGCCAGCUUCAUUUCAUCGAAAAGAGAGAUUCCAGUGACACAUGGACCAUGAACCAAACAGCCGACACCACCACGAGUGUAUACAUGUUCCACAGGUUGGGAAACAGCAAACACAAUGAUGAAGAUGAUGAAGAGAGAUCAGUAAUUGCACAGCCUGUAUUUGUUUUCAAGAAGGAGCGACCUUACAAGAGGCCUGCAGAAGACCCUGUAUGCAAGAUUGAAAAUGUUUCCGUUGGUUAUUCCAGAAAACGUGCAAGAUCGUUAUCUUUUUCUUUUCAGACUUCUGACUCUCAGUCAUACAGAGAAAUUGUGCUCUCGCAUAAACGAGUGAGAUCAUCUUCCUUUACCAUCCUUCCAACAUUUCCACCAUCCCAGCCAGUAAAGAAGAAUAACAUAUUUAUGACCUCAGCACUACUACAAAAGAGCAUUUCUGCUAAUGCUACAGAAAAAGGUCUUCCAUCAACAAAUGUGCAACAGGAUGUUUUAAAGCCUGCCAUCUUACAGCCUCCACAAGUUCCUUUGUGCACACCAGAAAAGAAGACUGGGACUGAAAAUAUCCUGGAGAAUAAUCGGGAACCUGAAACUGAGGUAUCUGGAGUCCCUUAUUUCUGGGCCGAUGACUCAGGCAAGCCAUUUCUCUCUCUUCACAUUUCAGGCCUUAAAACCAUGGGCAACCAGCUACCUGAAGGCAGAACUUUCUCAAACAGUAGACAUUCGGACUUUGUGUUUGGAGAAAAUAUAGUAGAAAGAGUUUUGAGGCCAGAGAAAUCCCCAGACCUGCAUUCAGAAAACAAGCCACACAAUGAGAGAGAAUCCACAUUUCCUACAGGUUUUCAUGCCAGGUCUCCAUGGACAACAUCAUUUUUUGCCAAGGAUACAACACUAGUUGAAUCAGCUGCUGCUUACGUAUCUAGCAAAGCAACACAGAGAUAUUUAUUAGAUAAAGUUGAAGUUACAACAGGAGAAGAAGCAGAACACAAUGUCUUACAGAUCAACUGCAGGCUUUUUUUGUUCAAUAAAGCAUCGUUGUCUUGGACUGAAAGAGGUAGUGGCUCUCUGAGGCUUAAUGAUACAUCCAGCAAUCAGUGUGGAAUGCUGCAGUCAAGACUGAUCAUGCGAAAUCAAGGGAGCAUGAGGCUUAUUCUUAACACCAAACUCUGGACUCAGAUGGUCAUAGAAAGAGCAAAUCGGAAGAGCCUGUGCAUCACAGCGUCAGAUUUGGAGGACUGUUCUGUCAAAGUGUUUCUAAUACAGGCAAGCUCAAAAGAUGCUGCAUCUCUAUAUGCAGCAAUCCACCACCGUCUUGUUGCACUGAAGAGCUUUGCUGAUCAGGAGUGUGAAGUGGACCCAGAGUCAGAUAUUCAGACAUUAAAUUGUGACAGUGAUGAUGAGGAGAAUGAAAAAGUAACACAAGUAAGCAACAACAAAUCAGCAUGUGGCAGAAAACUUCAAAGAUACCUGUCUCUUUUUCUCUAUGAAAGUGCACCAACAACCACGAUUGAUCUAAAAGAUAUACAAAAAUGGAUCAUUCUCAAUGGAUUCGCAGGCAGCCUGUGGUCUGUUCGUGACAACUUACUACCUCCAAUCAAAGUAAAAAGAAUGGGAACUUGUCUAGUUAAAAAUAUGUUGAGAGAUCUUAAGGCAUCAGUACAUGAGGAAAUUAUGUACAUUUGUUGUAUGAUGAUAGGGCAAAGACAUUUGAAGAUUGACUUGGAACACUGAGGAUACAUGAAAGAAGCACUUUAUGGGUUCCAGCUGUCGUUCCUUUUACUCAAACAGGAAUCCAAGAAUGGUUCCAGCUCUUCAUAAUAAUUUUUUUAAAAGCUUCAGAUUUUGGAACAAAUCAUCUUUAAGGGCAGUUUUAAAGAAAAGGAUAAUCCUUACCCAUGUUCUUUUAUCAUAUUGAUGGAAUUCAUCAUUUAUCUAUGAAUUACUGAGUGUAAUUUCUACAUAGAUUAUCUACCUAUUGGCUGUCCAUAAAAAACUUUGUAAUGCCUAUAUUGAGUACAGUUAUAAAUAUUUUUAAACAGCCAAAUCCUAACAUUCAGCAGCUGAUAUCUGUGCAAACAUUAUUUCUGCAUCAUAAGCCAUUUUAGGGAACUUCCCCAAUCCAGCAAAUAUAAUAUGAAUAUAGAACUAGAUCUCUGCAGUUGGAUGUGCUAUAUGCACAAAAAUAUUUGUGUGUGUGUACAUGUUGGUGGGUGAAGCUACAUUCAGCAGACUAGGAAUGUAUGCACAACAAUGCACGUCAUAUCCCAUAGGAAUCUCCCAUGUGACCAAAGCUUGUGCUCUGGGCACCGUUUUUCAGAGGGGGACAGCAGUCUACUCUGGAUUAGGCUAAAAAUCUAUUAAAUUAUUUUAUUUAAAUGAGAUUCUUUGUUAAAUAACUGAGCACUGGAUUAUGCUUUAAUCUUUCAUAUAAGUAGGUAACAGUCCAGCGAUAUUUGCACCCAUUUGCCUUUUUGUCUACAUAGUUAUGCAACCACAUAGGCAGCUAUAUAUCUUGCAUGCAAUGGAUUAAGAACAUAAGAAGAAUCUGCUGGAUCAGGCCAAUUGGCUAUCUAGCUAGCCUAUCUAGUCUAGCCCUGUUUCCCACAGUGGCCAAUCAGAAGUAUAUGGGAAGCCCAUAAGCAGGACAUGAAGGCAAUAGUUCCAUCCUGUUGUUAUUCUCCAGCAGCUGGUAUUUAGCCUGGUUCAAUCAUAAUGCUAAACUGUGAUUUAUUUAACUAUGGUUUAUUAAAACAUGGCUUAGUGUUAUGUGUGAACCAUGCCCAACAUCUGAAUCCAUGGUUUGUUGUUGGCUUACAAAUGUUGGUAUGUUUAACUGGGCUGGUGUUAACACGUGAACUCAACACCCUUCCUUAACCAAAGUUUGUUUGACCAUCCUAGAUGCUCACCAAACUGCAAAAGCAAGCAGCAAGAGCAGCUGGAAACAAACUUUGGAGAAACAAGCCAUGAUUUGUUUGAUCAUAUGUGGGACAACUUACGGUUAAAUCAUGGUUGGUUAAAUGAUGGCUUAGGCUGCAAUCCAAUACAUACUUACCUGAACCCAAUGGAGCUUAGUUCUGACUAGUUAUGUAUUGGAUUGCAGACUUAGUGUUAUGUGCAAACCAGGCCAAUGUCAUGCUAUCUCUGCCCCUGAAGAUAAACAUAUAGCCAUCAUAACUAGCAGCCAUUUAUUAGCCUUAUCCAUAAAUUUGUCUAAUUCCCUUUUAAAGCCUUUCAGUUGGUGGUCAUUACCAUAUUUGGUGGUAGCAAAUUCCAUAGUUUAUGUGUCGUAUGAAGACACACUUUCUCUGUUUGUCCCAAAUCUCAACUUUAUUGGAUGAUUCUGGAUUUUAGUAUUAUGAGAAAAACUACUCUUUCCGCUUUCUCCACACCAUACAUAGUUUUACACUCCUCUAUCACGUCCUCAUUUGCCUUUUUUCUCAACUAAAAAUCCCCAAGCAUUGUAACUUUUCAUCAUAGGGGAGUCCCUCCAGCCCAUUUACUAUUUUGCUUGCCCUUUUCUGCACCUUUUCCAGCCCUACAGUAUCCAUUCUGAGGUGCAGCAACACUGGACAUAGAACUCCAAGUGUGGUCAGAUUUUGCAUAAAUGUCAUUUUCUGAAAAUUAUACCUCAAACUUUCAAAACCAGCAGGAGACAAGACAGCAAUUUGUCAAUGCAUCUAUUUACCCUUUUUGCCAGCAUUAAAUAUGUAAUUAUGUAGACAGUUAAAUAUUUUGCAAAGGAAUGCACCAAAAAUGUUUCUGAAAUCCUGCUGAAAACAUUGCCUGAUGUGUGAGAGAUAUCCUAUUGCCAAAGGUAAUAGCUUUCUUAUUAACUACAUGCAUGCUUAAAAGCUAGUAUCUUGUUUGCUCAGAAUGUAUCUCUUAGCCUAGCACACACAACAGUCCAAAGAGUAUUUCCAAAGCUAGUAUUGAUACCAAAAAUUCCACAAGUUACUGGAUGCUUUUAAAAGAAAAAUGUUCAGGGCCAUACCCUUUCUGUGUUACUAAAUGAGCCACCAUUUUCUUGGUUUAUGAACAACACCUUUCAUAUAUAAAGUGGGUCAUGCAAUGCAGUUCUGUGCCCUUCUACUUGGUAGUAAAUCCCAUUGUGUUCAAUGAAUGUGGUAAAGACUGCAACCUUAAUAUCAUUCAUCCUCAUAUCUCUCCUGUGAUACGGGCUACCUUUGUCCCUAUUUUUCAUAUAAUUAAUUGAGGCUGCUGUCCAUAAGAUGAACCCUGCUAGAUCAGACUAACAGCUCAUCUUGCCUAGCAUCCUGUUUUCCCAACCAGAUGCCUAUGGGAAGCGCACAAGCAGGACAUGAGUGCAAUAGCACUCUCCCUACUUGUGUUCCCCAGCAACUAGUAUUUACUGCCUCUGACACUGGAGGUAGUACAAAGCCACCAUAACUAGUAGCCAUCAAUAGCCCUAUUUUCCAUGAAACAUUCUAAAUCCCUUUUAAAGCCAUCCCCAAUUUGGUGACCAUCACUAUAUCUCGUGGUAGAAAAUUCCACAGUUUAACAAUGUUGUGUGAAGAAGUAUAUUUUUACCCCUUUGCAAGCCAUAAUCCUUUUAUUUCUUUGCAAUCCUAUUAAAUAUUAUUACCUUGUCUUGGAAGAAAGUGGUGUGUGGCCUCAACCCCUAGACAAGAGACUUCCACCUCAGAAACACCGAACUGUUUGCUUGACUGUUUAGCCAUUCUUAAUCCGUCCUCCCUAAUUUAAGAUAACACUGCUCUGGAUCAAUUACUCUAGGCAUCUUGUAUAUUAAGGACAGUUGCUUCAUCCCCAUCAUAUUAGAUGCUGACAUGAGCCAUGAAUCUAAUAGAAAGCAAUUUGCUCAAUCAAUAUUGUCUAGCUAAUUCAUAAUCCAGCUCUGCCAUGAUAUUGUAGACACAUUUGAUUCCUUUUGUUGAACUAUUCUUGAUUAAUUAAUAGUAUAAUCCAGCUCUAAGACACUGCAGAGAUUUAAAGGCGGAGAGGUGAAAAGAAGCCCUUGCGCUGAGCAAUAAUUUCUUCACCAAACUCUAAUUUUUGAAAUCACAUUUACAAUAUAUAAUCUGUAGGGUAGUUGACAGAAGAGCCUACUACUACCAACAAUGGCAACGGGGGUGGGGCGGGGCUGCUGAAGCAGUAACCAACACUCAAUCUAAUCUUAACCUUGAAUUCUAAAGGAGGGAUCAUCCAAAGAACCAAACAACUGGUUAUGUGUGUCCAGUGUUUUGGGGUUUGUAUUUCUUGAACACCUGGCCCCUAUGACACAUGAUAAACCACAAAGUGGACAUGAUUCUUCAGCGUAGUCUGUGGUGCAGCACAGUGGCUGACUAUUCAAAGGGGUGAGGUGGGGAAGGAGUUUUUAGAAAACCCAUUCAGCAUUAGAGAUGGAAAUAUCUUGUCAGUUUCAGUUUUCUCAGUUUCUCAUUUUUCCAGUCUUAAAUUCAGUUCACAUUUCUGCAGCAAUUUGCAAUUAAAAAAAAUCAGCAUGAACAGGCUCCAACAUUUCGUGUCAAUUUCUCCUAAUGAACACAUAUCUGUGUAGGCAGUUUUGACUACUGUACACAUUUUUGCAAGCAAUUUCUCAUAAUGCAUUUUUGUAUGUUAUUUUCACUCAUAUUCAUUUUUAUGCACACUUUCCCCUAACAUAUACAUUUUUUAAAACAUUGGUUGGUUGGCGAACUGCAUUGCAAAAUUAAGUAAGUGCGUUUCGGUUCUCAUAUUGUUUUAUAAAGUGCCAAUUUGAUAGAUUUGGCUUAAAAUGUGAACUGAAUCAAAUUUCUUACACAUCCCUACUCGGCAAGCACAAGCCCUUAGGUUUGGCUAAACUAGCUCUUUGGAUCUCAGCCAGCGUUUUAAAUAAUAAAAUAACACAUGUCCUGAAAUGAAAGUUUGUCUUAUAGAUGGCACUUAAUUAUCGGUAGGGAUAGCAAAUGAAUCAGCUGAACUUGGAUUCCAGAGUUGACUCACCUGAUUCAGUCCAGGCAGAUCAUAAUCCUGAUCAGAUUAUGAGUCCACUUCAGCAUCUGCAGUCCAGCAGAUUCCAUUACAAGGUGGUCUGAAGGCAUGGAAAUGGUCUUGUUCCCAUGUAGAACUGGCAUGGUCUGGACUGUAAUGGGUCUGUCCAUCCUUACUUCCAGGUGCAUGUUACUUACCCGUUGAAGUCUACUAAUAAGUAACUCCAAGACAGUGUAGGUUAACAUUGAAUAAUCAUACUGGCUUCAAAGAAAUGCAAAUAUUUUAUUACUUGACUUUCUUUAAACUAUAUGGGAAAACUUAAAAUCCUAUGCUGCAGGGGCCAUAUGACUCUAAUAAUGAGCUCUACACAAAUGUGAUAUUUUAUUCUUGAUCUUCUUAUACUUUUAAAAAAGUGCUACUUUAGUAUUAUUGUAUUGCCAUGAAGGUCUUUAAAAAGCUAACAUAUAUUAUUUGUAUACAAGAAGUUAGGAAAGUAUUCCAUAUACUGUGUUU
This is a messenger RNA of Rhineura floridana, 6886 nucleotides long. It is a transcript of the gene RANBP3L, whose product is annotated as RAN binding protein 3 like. Gene Ontology annotation, biological process: protein export from nucleus. Gene Ontology annotation, molecular function: GTPase activator activity. The transcript has 16 exons. Gene Ontology annotation, cellular component: nuclear pore; cytoplasm. Lineage: Eukaryota; Metazoa; Chordata; Lepidosauria; Squamata; Rhineuridae. The record is from RefSeq and is a predicted model, not a curated record. Bases 428 to 2155 code for a protein of 575 amino acids.